Diorhabda sublineata is the source of this 3003-nucleotide messenger RNA. RefSeq names its product facilitated trehalose transporter Tret1-like. Gene Ontology annotation, biological process: transmembrane transport. Gene Ontology annotation, molecular function: transmembrane transporter activity. Bases 88 to 1458 code for a protein of 456 amino acids. Lineage: Eukaryota; Metazoa; Arthropoda; Insecta; Coleoptera; Chrysomelidae. Gene Ontology annotation, cellular component: membrane. The record is from RefSeq and is a predicted model, not a curated record. The transcript is spliced from 2 exons.
AUUCCUCAUUCAAUUUUACCGAUUAUACAGUAUCGAUCUUAUCAUUUUUUCAUAAUUUAGUGUAAAAAAAUACGAAUUUUAAAAAAUAUGAUUGACAUUCGUAAAUACGUAUGUUUAUUUAUAAUUCUAACGAUUAAUUUAUUGGCAACCACUGGUGAUAUAACACUAUCAUGGUCAUCACCAGUGUUUCCAAAACUAUAUUCCGAAGAUACUUCAAUAAAUCCACUGGGGAAACCAAUAACCAUCGAAGAAGAAUCAAUAGUAGGGUCGAUUCUCAAUUUGGGAGCUCUAAUAGGUCCAAUUCCAUUCAAUUUCGUAACCCAAAAGUACGGUUACAAGAAAACUCUAUUAUGUUUAGCAAUACCUCAUAUAAUAUCGUUCUUAAUACUAAGUUUCGCUAAAAAUAUUUUUCUUUAUUAUUUAGCUCGGUUUUUAGCGGGUUUGUCCUUGGGAGCCGGCUAUUCUCUUUUCGCUACGUACGUCGGUGAUAUAUCAGACGAUUCUAAUAGAGGUGGAAUGGUCGUUAUUACUAAUAUAUUUUGGUCCAUGGGGAAUUUUAUACCGUUAGCUAUAGGUCCGUUUACGUCUAUAUUAAGUUUUAAUUUAAUUCUAACUUGCAUACCAGUUAUAUUUCUCAUUUUAUUUUCAAUAAUAGGAGUUGAAAGUCCCUAUUAUUUAGUACGUAAUAAAAAAGAAGAAGAAGCUGUCAAUGUCUUAGUAUAUUUACGCGGUAAAAACGACGUAGAAGAAGAAAUGACUAAAGUUAAAAAUUUCGUUGAAAAUAGCACGAACGAUAAAAUUUCAGAUUUAUUAACGGAUACGGUAUUAAGGAAAUGUUUGAUAAUUUGUUGUUUUCUACUAGCUACUCAAGAUCUCGGUGGUUAUUGCUCUAUUUUGUAUCAUUUAGAACUCAUAUUCGAAUCGGCCGGCUCUAAUAUAUCAGAAGAUAAAGCUGCUUUAAUAGUCGGCGUUGGUUUAUUUUUAUCUAGUUUUAUAGCGCCGUUUUUGGUCGAUCAUUUCGGUAGAAGACCUCUUCUAAUUGCAUCUUGUCUCGGUAUGAGUAUUUCAUUGGCUUUGCUCGGUUUAUUCUUCUAUUUGCAAUCCCGUAACUUCGAUUUAAAUUCUAUUAGAUACCUACCUCUAUUUAGUUUGAUAUCUUACAUCGUUUCUUAUAAUUUCGGUAUCAAUACCGUUCCUUGGAGCUUAAUCUCCGAACUCUUCCCCAGUAAAAAUAAACAAACUGCGUCUUCUAUAGGUGCUUUUUGUUGUUGGUUCAUCACUGCCUCUGUUACGUUUUGUUAUAACUAUUUAAACGAUUUGUUCGGUAUUUUCGGUACUUUUUGGGUGUUUUCCGGUUGGUGUUUGGUCAGUACCAUCUUCUGUUUCGUGUUUGUACCAGAAACUAAAGGUAAAAGUUUCCUUGAAGUCCAACAAAUGAUAUAUAAACAUCCCGAAUAGAUAGAAACGUUUAAAUUUGCGACAUCCUGUAUAAUUAUUCAAAUCAAUGUCUUGUAGGUAGAAAUUUUUGUAGGUACCCGGUAAUAUUCCAUAAAUAACCCACACCUCAUCAAUAUUACUCUUUACAGUUUUUCCAAUACCACACCCUGUAUAUCAAAAAUUUUCAAAAUAGUCUUUUAAGCUAUCUAAUAUUGAAAAUUUCAAGUACAUAUAUUAAUUAAAAACAGAAAUUGAUGAGAUAAAAUUAAUUAAAUCUUUGGAAAAUAAAUACACACUUUCAAAAUCAUCAUUAUUUAUUAUUCUAUAUAAAUAUUUACAACAAUUUCUAUACACACAUACUAUAAUUUAAUAUAUUUUUACUAAUUUCGUAUAUUUUCUUCGAAAUAUUUGAAAAAUAUAUCAAUACGGCAACGCUGUGUAUCGAUAAUAUUGUUAUUACUAGGUUCGUUCUUACAAAGAAUCUGCCAACUUUAAUGCGCAUGUAUAAAGAUGUUAACGACUGAUAAAUACGAUUUAAUAUAUCAAUUUGUUAAAUCUAACCCAAUUUCUUUUUCUGUUAUGUUCACUUUUUCAUCCAACCCCGUUUUAAAUUGAAUUUUAUUCAUUCAAAAUAUAAACAUACGAUUUAUAUUGUACGUAUGCUGAUUAUACUAACCAACAAUAUAUUCUCAUACGAAGAUAGUAGAAAAAAACUUAAAAAAAAGUGCGUUUACCAUAGAGUAAAUAUUAAAAGUAGAGAAGCUUGUUUAAGUGAGUACGAACAGCUGAUAAAAAAGAGAAACAACAUCGAUAUACACGUAUCUAUCUCUCUCUAAUCCAUUCUGAUUUCGGAGUUUGUGUUACACUUUAUUUUCAAUAUUAACUCUAUGGCUUUUACCCCAAUAAGCUGACGUAUGUCUUAGAUUGAUUCAGUUAAAUAAUUAAAAGUUUUCACUGGGAGCCUUAGAAAACAUAUAUCAAAAUAAUUGAUACUAAAUCAAACAGAGAUGUGUAUUUUGUCACGUUACCCCAUUUUACGAAUAUCUGGUAAUGGUAUAAUCAAAAUUGAAAUUAUGUAAAAGAUUUUCUCAAAAAAGUAAAAAUUUACAGGCUUCCACCGUUUGCUACUAAUCAUUUUAAAAACGUCAGCAUCCGAUUUAUUGUAGGUACGUUAAAGAAGAAUUUGCCGCGGGUGUACGAGUCCAAAUUAUAGUACAGUCAAAUUCUCUUUUGGUUUCAAAAUUAUAUAAAUUUUAUUAUUAAAAUAAGUCAUUCAUUUUGAAUAGCCGGUUAGACUUCUAAUCAUGGCAGAUGUUACAACUUAUCAGUUAUGAUUCUAUUCACUAGAUAUAUAAUUUAGCUUAAUUAAACAAGUUUACUAUAAGCAAGUUAUGUAUUAUUUUCACUUGCUCAAUACAAAAAUGAUUUAAAAUUAAUUUCCAAGUAUAAAAAACCUAUUGAAGAACAAAGCAGUAAAUGUGACCGAUAAACACCAAUAAUUUGAGCUGUCAACCGUUAUAGUAAUUUUAUUGUAAAUAACAUAUUAAUAAAAUUAUUGCAUGUUUA